This is a messenger RNA of Symbiodinium sp. CCMP2456, 566 nucleotides long. The record is from the annotation of a GenBank genome assembly. NCBI's taxonomy places the organism in Eukaryota, Dinophyceae, Suessiales, Symbiodiniaceae.
AUGUCGCAGCGCACAUCGGCAGUCAUGGCCAUGGGUGGUUUGGCCGGCUUGGCGUAUAUGAGCUCGGGCAGUCAAACUUUCACGGCCGCACCAGGGACCACGAACCUUCGCCAGCAGCACACCGCCCAGACCGCACAGGCGCCUCCAUCCUCAGCACCAACAUCUCUGCCGGCAGUGAUCGCUGGCGGUGCGGUCCUCGCCGCGGCGGCGACCUCUGGACGUGCUGCCCGCUCGCAUGGCAGCACACCCCUCCCUACCAGCGUCAUGCCGGUGAGGCAAUCGGCCACAGCUCGCAAGGCCCUUGACCAAUCCAGCCGCUAUGCGGAUCUGUCGUUGGAUGAGGCGACACUCAUCAAGAACGGCAAGCACGUCCUGGUGGCCUAUAUCAUGAAGCCGAAGGCGGGCUAUGACUACCUUGCCACUGCGGCGCACUUUGCUGCCGAGUCUUCCACCGGAACGAACGUGAACGUGUGCACUACGGACGAUUUCACCAAGUCGGUCGAUGCCUUGGUUUACUACAUCGAUCCCGACAGUGAGGAGAUGAAGAUCGCCUACCCCAACCUGCU